GUGUUGUCCGCCGGAGUAGACAGACCUCAGAGUCCGCGAGUCCCGGCCUCAUGUCGAGCGUGUGUCCCCGAAAGAUGCGAGACUUUGCCGCCAGAGACAAUUGAGAAGCCCAAAAGCAGUGCACGUGUCCGUGGAAAGUGAAAACCCUAACAGCAAUAAAGGAAGCCGCAAAUCAAACUGAAAUUCUCCUGCGAAGGCCACAACCAGCACCAGCGGCAAGUCGUGUGUGUGUUUGUUUCAAAUUGUGUGCUCACUCGUACCUGCCCCCUUGCCGCACUUGCGGCACUUGAUGGCUUUGACAUUGGCGCCACAUUUGCAUCUAGCCGUGGGGCAGGUGUAAAUAUUCAUUCGUCCCGCCUGCCGUGGAGUGGGUGCCGCUGCUGCUGCUUUUAGCAUAAUUAAAGAAGGGGAAAAACUUGGCCAGAGCCUUGAAACUUUCAAGAGAUCGGUGCCGUCAAAGGCAGCAGCUUUAAAGGCCGGACUGGAGUGGAGCGGACCACUGCUGCCUGUGGACGUGAACGGAAAGAAUGCUGGCCCCGCUCCAAGUCCGACUGCUACAGCGACAGCGACCACGAAUCGAGUCAUCCUCUGAUCCCCGCCGACGCUGAGCGAUGAGGGAGCGGCAAGCAUGUCCCUGUCUGAACGCAAUACGCCCAGCCAUGGGUCUGGGGCAGGGUCAGGAUUGGGAUCGGCAGCGGGCCGCCAACGGCCGCCGCCGGAUGUGGAGGAGGCCCUAUCCUCCAUGCUUUGGACCCCCUACGAGCGUACGCCCAUGCCCAGCUCAUCGGAGGGCGAGGAGGAGGAGGAGGAGGACGAUGACGAGCGCCUCAACCGGAAACUCCACAAAUCGCACAGCAGCUACGAGGCCUCGGCGCUGAACCAGCCUCCCAUCCAACCCCACGCCCACUCCUCCCACCUCCAGCCCAUCUAUGCGCACCACCCACCAGCAGUGGAGGCGGUUCCCCUGCUAUUGCCACUGCCGAUGCCGAUGCCGAUGCCGCUACCCCCCGUGCCUUCCUUUCCCAACUUUAGUUUAAGCGCAUUCGAUGCGGCAAUCGCCGGCUUCGACCUGGCCAAGGCCGGACAGGCGGCCACCGCAGAGGGGAGUGGCGCAGGUGGAGGCGGCAGACGGAAUCGAUACUCGUUCCCCUCCUACUACGGCAGCCCGGCCCACACAUUGACCCAAUGGUGUUCCUCGGCGGCAACGGCCAUCCAGGAGCCGCCAUCCUACGAGUCGCUCUACUCGGCCCAGGACUCGACCUCGACCUCCCUCCUGGCCAUGUCGAGCGUGGCUCGGCCCAGGAGCGGAUCCCAGCCGGAGACCGAACCAUGUGAUAGAUCGCAACGAUCGCCAACGAAAGCAUCAGCAUCAGCAGCAGCAGCAGCAGCAGCAGCUGCGGCUGCUCCACUAACGGCAAAUGUUCCCGCUGAGCGUCUUAUGCGCUCCUUCACGGACGACUACAUAUCGCAGAAUUGCGCUUCAUUCACGCCAGCAAUAAAGCAAAGCAGCAACAAAAGAGACACUGAAUUAACAAAAGCAACGGAAAUAAGGCAAAGACAAAAACAAAGUCCAGCAACGAAUGCAAGAUCACAACAAAGUAGAGAAAAGACAAGCAGCAGCAGCAGCAGCAGCAUCGACACAAUCGACCAAAGCAACAACAACAACAACAGCGAUGGCAGCGACUGCAGCAGCAGCGGAGCGAAUUGCAUUAUCAAUGAACAGAGAAGAGGCAAAGCUGGCGAUGAGCACGAAAUGGCAAAAGCAACAGCAACAGCAGCAGCAACAACAACGGGAAUCGAGGAAACCAGCUCGAGAGCAGGCCGCCAGGUCACUCAACCUGUUUCCUGUGCCACUGCAGCCGGGGAGAAAGAGAGCGAGCCAGAGAGAGCGACAGCCAGGGAGAGCGACAGCGACAACCACGAACGUUCCACAAUCUGCCACCAGCGCCCAACGAUCACUCGCUCAACAAAAUGCAACGCGUUCACAACAAACGGCAGCAGCAGCGGCACAAGCGGCACAAGCGGCACCAGCAACUAUUCAUUGUCGUCGGCGUCGUAUAAAAACAGCAGCGACGGCAUCGUGCUGCGGCCCAACAAAUGUUUGGCAGAACUCGAGCGUCUGUACGCGGAAUUUCGCGCGAGUGAAAGUCGAUUUGAGCGGGGAGUGCGACGCCAGUCGGAUAUUGAUAACGCCAACGUCGAGAUGCGUUUGAACGUGCCAGCCAAUGCAAUGGCAGCGUCGCCAACUGCAGCAACAACUGCGAAUGCUAACACGAAUACGAAUCCUAAUUCUGGUGGCAGCAGCAGCAGUAGCGUGUUUCUCAAUGCUCCUACAAGCAGCAGCAGCAACAACAACCACAGCGAAAGUCCGUCAGAGCAGAGCGUUAGCAACAUUGCUGUGCUGUCAGCUUCUAAGAUCUCUGCGACUGCGACUGCGACUGCGACUGCAAAGUCCUGCCAGCGUCAGCCCAGUCUCACGAUUCAAGUGAACAACAACAACAACAAUAAUAAUAGUAAUAAUAAUAAUAAUAAUAACGGUACUAACAGCAGUCGCGUCUCGGUCGCAUCGUCGUCGUCGUCCACGUCGAGCAUUGUCAACAACAACAACGGUGUUUGUGUGGUGGAGAUAAAUAAUAGUGUGCCAGCAGCAGCAUCAGCCGCAACGGCAACAGCUGCAAAAGUGUUUAGUGCAACAAGUGUCCAAAAUCAGCUAAAUAAUAAUACAAGUCCCACUGAGGAUAAGCAGCAUGUUGCAACGCCACACGCGGCAGCUGCAAGCAGCAGCAACAACAAUCACGUGAAUGAUAACAGUGUCAAUAUAAUCAAUGUGAAUGCCACGACCGUUGCCAGCAGCCCUCCGCGCACCUUCACCUCCACCGAGUGCCAAACGGACGACCUCGCUGCAUCCCCCUCGUCCCAGCAGCAGCAGCAGAUGCGAACACGGGAGCAGCGACGUCGGGAGAGACGGGAACGGCGGCAGCAGCAGCAGCAACAGCAGCAGUUUCCCCCGCAUCACCCGAGACGCCACCAUGCACCGCCGCCACCACCCCCUCCGCAGCUGCACCCGCCCCCACAUCUGCACCACCCGCAUCCCGCGGCCAUGGGACUGGCGCGUGCCCUUCUCCCGGACAUCUUACACCCGCACUACCCGCCGCCCUACAGCGCCCUGCCGGUGCCCGUGCCCAUCACAGUGGUGCCUCCCCCCUCGCAGCAGCCACCGCCACAGCAACCACCACCCCCGCCACCGCUGUCACCAUCCGUGCCACCUCCAAUGCUGACAUCCGUGAUAUCUACGGUGCCCCUCCCCGGACCGGGACCAGCGGGUCCACCCCUCAUGAGCGACGGACGCUUCACGCUGCCGCUGCCCAUCAUGCGCAGAUCCCCCUCGGAGCGGUCAGGGAAGGGAUGUUGCGGCCAGUGGUUCGCAGGACCUCCGCUGCGUGCCCUCAUCGCCGUCGUGGCCCUGGGCGGCGUGGCCUGCGCCCUGGGCGGUGCGGCCCUUGGUGCCACGGGACUGGCAGGUCCCCCCAAUUCGCACCUCACCGCCGCCCUCUUAAUGAUUGGAGUUGGCGUUGUGCUGGUGACGGUUAGCGGUGCCGCUUGGCGGAUGACGGCGCCUGGCGGUCAGAGCUGCCUGGGCUUGGGCCUGGGCACCAGCGUGGAUCUGGGCCGAUGCGGCCGACGACCGUGCAGCCGCGGAGGCGGAGCGCCGCACGGCCUGCUCUACCCCGAGUUCCAGCACCGACCACCGCCGCCCUCCUACCAGGCCAGCAUGCAGGAAUACCGUCUGAGACUUUUGCUGUUGGACCGCGAUCGCCAGAACGGGGUGGUGCGUGGCAACUCGCCGCCGCCCACUUAUCGAUCUCAUGCGGGCAGCCUGCUGAGGGCCCCACUGACCACACUUCGUUCCGGAAUGGGUGGAGGAGGCGCUGGCGGCACCAUCAGCAGCAGCAUGGGAGGAUCCGAGUAUAGUCUGCCGCCCAGCUACCGGUCGCGCAACGCCACCCCCGCAAGCUUCGUGUGUGGCGAGCGGAGCAUUGAGACGGCGCCAUCGGGCAGGCUGCUGGCCAACGAGGACCUCCAUCUACCGGAGCCGUCGCUGGCCGAGCAACUGACGAACUACACGGCACUGCAGUCGAACACGUUGCUUACCUCGGCCAUUGUGGAAAUCGAGCGGGACACACCAACAUCCACAUCCACGUCCACAGCAACGAAGGGUAAGGAUCUGGUGACCAUUGUGACCAUAUCGCAGGCAGACAGCGACAGCCCACAUCUACACCCCCAGAGGCAUUCAGCUGGAAAGACGACGCACAGCCAGACCCAGACCCAAUCACCUGGCCAGGCCAGUGCACUCGAUCAGAUCGAUAUAUUGGCGCAUCUGUAACCGAACGAAUAGGUCCAAUGUCAUCGGUCCUCUGUCCCGAGAGAAGUUGAUUAGUUAGUUUUGUUCGAUUCAACUCGUUCGUUCACUCGUGUUAACCCAAAGGUAUUUAUUUGUACGGAACUAAAGCUCUGCUGCUCCUAAAUGAAUAAUGUAAUUCGUACUUGCUAAUCUGUAACUGUAACUGUAAUUGUAACUGUAAUCCGUACUCGGUAACUGUACUGUGUAAGCGGCAUUUAGCUGUUAAGAUGUUUGUUGUACUUGAAUGUGUUGAAUUUAUUUUUGUAAGCAUACGGAGAUGCGCAGAGUAGGUAUUACGAAUUCUAGAUACAUGCAAUUAUACAUAAAAACACAAAUACAUACAUGUACCCAUUGAAAGUAUUAACAUAUUCCAAAAGAAAAA
Molecule: messenger RNA, 4784 nt
Organism: Drosophila guanche
Lineage: Eukaryota; Metazoa; Arthropoda; Insecta; Diptera; Drosophilidae
Product: hyphally regulated cell wall protein 3
Exons: 7
Coding region: 629-4384 (1251 amino acids)
Source: RefSeq, a predicted model, not a curated record